Tetrahymena thermophila SB210 is the source of this 558-nucleotide messenger RNA. RefSeq names its product Ran-binding protein 2, Ran-binding domain protein. The transcript has a single exon. Gene Ontology annotation, cellular component: cytoplasm; nuclear pore. Gene Ontology annotation, molecular function: GTPase activator activity. The record is from RefSeq and is a predicted model, not a curated record. NCBI's taxonomy places the organism in Eukaryota, Ciliophora, Oligohymenophorea, Hymenostomatida, Tetrahymenidae. Gene Ontology annotation, biological process: nucleocytoplasmic transport.
AUGGCUGACAAUAAGGAUUACGCUGAAGAAGUUGUUGAUGAUAACUACGACCCCGAAGCCGAAGUUACUGGUGACUUCAAGCCUGUUUAGGAAUUAAAGGAUGUUGCAAUAGUUACUGGUGAAGAAGAUGAAGAAGUUGUUGAUAAAUUCAGAACCAAGUUAUAUAGAUGGAGAGAUGAACAAUUCAAGGAAAGAGGUGCUGGUGAUUUGAAAUUCCUCAAGCACAAGUAAACCUAGAAAAUUAGAAUCUUGAUGAGACAAGAUAAGACCCAUAAAAUUGUUGCUAACUUCAACAUUUCUCACAAGGACCCUCUUUGCAAGCUCCUCCCCUUAAAAACCAACGACAAGUCUUGGAUUUGGAGCUGCUACGAUUUCUCUGAUUGCGAACUUCUUUUGGAAAAGCUCUGCGGUCGUUUCAUCUCUGCUGAAGAAUUCAACAGAUUCCAAAAGGUCUUCGAAGAAUCUAGAGCUCACAAUGCCUCUCUUGUUUCUGAAAAGAAGGAAGAAGAACCUAAAAAGGAAGAAGAACCCAAGAAGGAAGAAGCUAAGUCUGAAUGA